Molecule: messenger RNA, 1141 nt
Organism: Onychomys torridus (southern grasshopper mouse)
Lineage: Eukaryota; Metazoa; Chordata; Mammalia; Rodentia; Cricetidae
Gene: C7H19orf38
Product: chromosome 7 C19orf38 homolog
Exons: 7
Coding region: 49-735 (228 amino acids)
Source: RefSeq, a predicted model, not a curated record
CAGGGAGCCCCAGAUUCUCGUGGCCUCAGCCAGCUUUCCCAGCCCUACAUGGGAGGAGAGAUGCCCUGGACCAUUCUGCUGUUUGCAUCUGGCUCCUUGGCCAUUCCUGCACCAUCUAUCUUCCUGGUGCCCCCCUACCCAAGCAGCCAAGAUGAUGCCAUCUAUAUCUCAUGUACAGCCCCAGAGGACUUCCUGGGGGCCAAUUUCACCCUGUUCCGAGGGGAAGAGGUAGUCCAGCUCCUGCAGGCCCCCUCCGAUCAGCCCGGCGUGACAUUCAAUGUGACUGGUGGUGGCAGUGAGGCUGCUGGGGGUAACUUCCGCUGUCAGUAUGGCGUGAUGGGUGAGCACAGCCAGCCCCAGCUGUCAGGCCUCAGCCAGCCAGUGCAGGUCUCCUUUCCAGUCCACACCUGGAUCAUGGUGCUCUCCCUGAGCCUGGCCGGAGCCAUCCUCCUCAUCGCAGGACUGGUGGCUGUCACCGUGGCGGUCAGGAAAGCUAAAAUAAAAAACUUACAGAAGCAAAGACAGCGUGACUCCUGCUGGGCUCAGAUCAACUUCACCAACACAGACAUGUCCUUUGAUAACUCUCUGUUUGCCAUCUCCACAAAAAUGUUCCAGGAAGGCUUGGUGGCAACCCCAGAUGCACAACUUUGCCACCCAGAGCCUCAAAAGCGGCCCACCUCUACAUCAUCCUCUCCAGAGCUCCCUGAGUUCAGCACUUUCCGGGCCUGCCAAUGAGGCAGAGGAGUGAGAACCCCUUUAUCUGGCUCUCCCAUUUCACUGCCCAAAGCUGCAGAAGCUGGACAUCUAUCUACCCAGAGACUCGGCGGUAGGGAGGAAUCAAGCCAAGGCUUUCUAAGGAGAUGGACUGGCCAGAGGAAGGGGACUCCUGGUGUGACCUUCCUCACAGAAGACAAGAAAAAUCAUCAGGGGAGCAGCUUAGAGGCUGGACAGAAAGCCAGAGCCCUCUUUGUAGAUUCCCUGGAUUGGCCAGAUCACUAAAGAUGUCAUCACUGCAUCUGGACAUCCAGCUGGGCAUAGGAGGUCUACAUUCUGUACCUCUUCCUCUGCUUCCCCAGCUGCACCUGACUUUCAGACUGGGUGUUUAUAUUUCUAUGUUUUCUGUUGUUUCUCACUGUGUAGC